Chrysemys picta bellii (western painted turtle) is the source of this 1877-nucleotide messenger RNA. NCBI's taxonomy places the organism in Eukaryota, Metazoa, Chordata, Testudines, Emydidae. The record is from RefSeq and is a predicted model, not a curated record.
AUGUUCCCUGCCCCCGGCGGCCCCGGGGAGCCCUGGCAGCCGCUGCCCUCGCUCUGGAGGCUGGUGGAGGAGCAGGUGGUGCCCGGCGAGAAGCCCGAGGUGAAGAGCAUCGUGGGGGCGGACGUGGUGGAGCGCAGCUUGGAGCUGCACGCGGAGGUGGAGACCCUGGUGGAGCUGUGGCGGGAGGAGCGCUCGGCCUGCACCGGGCUGGAUCAGUGCCCCCCGCAGGGGGCCGGGGGCUGGGCUCUCCUGACGGCCCCCCCCACACCUCAAGGAGCUGGUACCUGGGCUGGGGGGGUCCUGCCACGAACCCCCAGGAUCGUGCCCUGCCCCCCGCUUGGGAACAGUGUCUGGGAGGAACCUUCAGUGCGCCAGACCCCCAGGGGACCCCGUUCUGCCUCCAGGGCCAGCACCACCGCCUCCGAGACAGCUCUGGGCCCCCUCCUGCUCCGCACCGUGAGCAGCGCCCGGCGCGUGCCCCGAGACGCCCCUGGGGGAGCCUGGUGCCCGGCGCAGGGACAAACGCACCCCCAGCGCCUGCAGCGGGGCCAAGCCAGGGACACAGCUGGGGCCAUCGCUAAGUACAGCCCCCACGUGGUCAGCUUUGCCCUGGGGCCGCACGCUGGAGGGGAGCGUGCAGGACAGGACGGGUUCCUGUCUGGGAGCACCAGCACCAGCCCAGGCCCCGGCCUCGUCCACCGCCUGGAGCCCCUCAAGGACAAGCUGAGCAUCUCCCGCAUCCACCAGGCACAGGCCCAUCUCCGGGCCCUGCUGGAGGAGGAGUGCCGGGCCCUGGAGAGACACAUCUACCACCUCCAGCGCUGCCUGGAGGAGGAACACCGGGCCGCCACGGGGCCAGUGCAGCCGGCGCAGGAGCCAACGAUGGCUGAGCUGCAGGAGCAGAGACGAGCCAUGGAGCGGGACCUGCAGCUGGGCCAGUUGGACCCCAGGCCUGGCCUCUCCCAGGGGGUCCAGCGCCCUGAGCCUGCGGCCCCCCGACAGCUCAGCUGCCCCGUCAGCGUGUCCCCCUGCCUGGCACCAGCCGCUCCGUCCCUGUUGGGCCGCAGAGAAGCAGCACCGCGAGCCCCGGGCACUGCGCUGGGCCGAGUGCCCCCCGACGAGGGCAUCUGCUGUGUGGGCGGCCUGGCUGGGGAGCUCCAUGGAGGGGCUGCGACCCCCGGCUGGGCCCCUGGCCAAGGACAGAUGGACAGUGAUGCUGAGCAGCGGGACCUGGCCACGCCAUCACCCCGGGGAGCUGGGGUCCCUCCUGCAAGCCCAGCCUGCAGCCGACUGGUGCCCCUGCCAGCAGCACCAGGGCCCAGCCUGGCCUUCCUCCCCUCGCCACCCCCAGAGCAGCGCCCGCCCCUGCGCCCCCUCUCCAGCCGCCACCUCAGGCUGCUGGGCUGCCCGGGGCCCAGCUAGUGCAGGGAGCCUCGCCCGCCCGCCCUGGGGCAUGGGGAGGGGAGCCCGGGGCAGGCUGGCACGGGGAGGGGGUCCUGCCCCAUCUCCCCCCAGCUCCAGCGCUGACUCCUGCCCUGCUGGGUCCCUGUGUCCCCGGCUCAGCCUUGCUCUGCCCCCCCCCCCCCAAUCAGCCCCCGCCGUGUCGCGGGGGGCAGCUCCUGAGCUGAGCACUGGGCCCGGCCUGCAGCGUCCCCUCCUGGCUGCCCCCUGCCAUGGUGCGUGGGGAGCUGUGCAGGGUGCACUGGCCUCGUGCUCAGGUGGGGGUGGGGGGCAGUGGGGGGCGGGCAGCUGCCUGGGCACUUCAGUGCUCCUGCCUCUGGGGAGGAUGGGCCCUUGGGGCUGGGUCUCCUGCCCCCAGGCUGGCCCCGUGCCCUCUCUGUGGGGCCCCCUGCCCUCACCCACCCUGGACCCACACA